GUGUAAAAGCUAUUCUUAUAGUUUUUGAAGCACUUCGGUUUACCAAUGAACAGAAAGAGGUUUUGAGCAGAAUAAGAGGUUUCCUUGGAAAAGACGCAACAAAUCAUAUUAUCGUUGUUUUUUCUCAUGCAAACAAAAGGCAGACCGAAAGUAGAGACGAAAUGAAGAAGACUUGGAACAAUACCGUUCAAUUAUUUAUUCAAAAUGUUGGAAAUCGUUGGGGGAUCUCUCCAAAUCCUGAUAUUUUUUCACCUAACGACUCAGCAAAUGAUAGAGUUAAUGGAACAGAAACAAAGGGAGAGAGAAAGGGAGUGGCAAAGGGAAAGGGAAAGAAGGGCAUGGCAAAGAGAAUGGGAAAUGAUAAUGGAGAGACAAAGAGAAACGAAUGCUUUGUUGUUGAGCUAUUUAAUCCAUAG
Acaulospora morrowiae is the source of this 416-nucleotide messenger RNA. The record is from the annotation of a GenBank genome assembly. NCBI's taxonomy places the organism in Eukaryota, Fungi, Glomeromycota, Glomeromycetes, Diversisporales, Acaulosporaceae.